AAAGGUUAUCGUUGGUCACUGCUUGGGUGGCUUGGCGAUCUCUCAAGCAAUGGAAAGGUUUCCUGAGAAGAUUUCUGUAGCCGUUUUUGUUGCUACCAUAGUGCGUGGUCCGACCCUCAACAUUUCCACACUAAUUCAACAUAUGUCCGGCGGGCACCAUUCAAUGGACAAUCGGUACAUAUAUGAUGAUGGCCCUGACAACCAAUAGGCUUUGGCACUGGCAACCAUGUUAUUGAGACCAAAUCGUUUAUUUAGUGUUGAUGUCAAGUCAAGGGAACUAGUGUUAACGAGUGAGAAAUAUGGGACGGUUAAUCGGGUUUUCAUGGCUGCGGAAUACGAUUUGAUCUACGAGGAGGGCGUACAGCGGUGGAUGAUCCAACAGAACCAGCCCGAUCAAGUGGAAGAGAUCAAAGGGUCUGAUCACAUGGUCCUGAUGUCUAAGCCAGUAGAGCUUUUCAAUCUUCUGUUAAGCAUUGCUAUGAAAUACAAGCCGGAGGAAGGACAAGAGCAUUUUGCAGCGUGACAUUCUGUAAAAUAAAUCAGUGAUGGGAUUCUAAAUUGUUGGAUUUUCUGUUUUUUAAUAAGUAAAAAGUUAGUCCUAUUAUUGUUCUUCCUGUUUCAAGCAUUUUUUUUCUUAUAAGUUUUAGCUGAUUUGCAUGUGAUCCAGGUCAGUCAAAUUUAUAAAAUGGGCGAUAGACCACGGCCCAAAUGCACAUCAAGCUGAAUGUUCUCCCAUUUUCCCUUUGAGUAUUUGAGGAUCCAGGAUUUCAUUGUCUCUAUGUUCUUUCAUUCAAAAGAUAAAGCCAACUUCCUGGAAAGUUACAAUCUUGUCCAACCUUAAAUUGAUGAGCUUUGUCAAACGGCAGAAAGUAACCAACCCAGAGAACAUGGAAGAGAAGCAGAAGCUCAUGGUCUUAGUUUCACUUCUGAUUUACUACGUUCCUGCCAUUGUACUUGGAACUUCAUCCGAACCACCAAAGCACUUCGUGCUGGUGCAUGGGUCCUGCCAUGGUGCUUGGUCAUGGCACAAGCUGGUGCCACUGCUAAAAUCAGCGGGCCACAACGUCACCGCCAUAGACCUGGCAGGAUCAGGGGUGGAUCCACAGCAAGUGAACACUCUCAGAUCGAUUUCUGAUUACAUCAAGCCAUUAAGGGACUUCAUGGAAUCUCUACCUGUUCAACAGAAAGUCGUCCUUGUUGGCCACAGCUUAGGCGGUGUGGCUAUCUCUCAAGCAAUGGAAAGGUUUCCUGAGAAGAUAUCUGUAGCUGUUUUUGUCACCGCCUUGAUGCCUGGCCCAACCCUCAAUAUUUCAACUCUCAGUCAAAGGGCAUUUAAGGAGCAAGAUUCCCAAAUGGACAGCCGCUACACUUACGAUAAUGGUCCCAACAACCCCCCAACUACCUUUGUUUUUGGUCCCUUGUACCUCUCUUCCCGGGUCUACCAGCUUAGCCCACGUGAGGAUUGGGCAUUGGCUAAUAUGUUGAUGAGACCAAUACGUUUGUACAGCAUGGAAGACAUGUCAAGAGAACUAGUACUUUCCGAGAAGAGAUACGGGUCGGUUAAUCGGGUUUUUAUAAUUUCGGAAAAAGACAUGGUCUCAAAGAAGGAUUUAGUAUAUUGGAUGAUUGAGAAAAACCCGCCCCAUCAAGUACAAGAGGUCAAAGGAUCCGAUCAUAUGGUCAUGAUGUCCAAGCCUAAACAACUUUGCAAUCUUCUCCUAAGCAUUGCUACGAAAUUAUGCUAAUAUUAUUCAAAAAAUAAUAAUGAUAAAAAAUAAAGAAUGUUUAAGUUUACU
Molecule: messenger RNA, 1796 nt
Organism: Theobroma umbraticum
Lineage: Eukaryota; Viridiplantae; Streptophyta; Magnoliopsida; Malvales; Malvaceae
Product: methyl jasmonate esterase 1-like
Biological process (GO): jasmonic acid metabolic process; salicylic acid metabolic process
Molecular function (GO): methyl indole-3-acetate esterase activity; methyl jasmonate esterase activity; methyl salicylate esterase activity
Source: RefSeq, a predicted model, not a curated record